GGAUCAGGUCUGGAUCCGGGGCAGGGAUUCAGGACCCACCAGCCGUCCACAGGCUGCAGGUUUGUGUCAUCACACAAAAAGGACGUUUUAGGAGUGGAUGAAUGAGUGUGAAGCACCUGAGGAGGGUCUGAGACCAGGACCAGGUCCAGGAGCUGGAGUCCUGAUGGAUCCACAUGAUCCACAUGGUCUGGAUUUAAGGACUACGUGGACACAUUAAGUGCUGGUGCUGCAGACAGUCAUGCCGGUGUUGGAGGUGUUCUGCAGCCUGAUUGGCUGGUUGUGUCUGUACCUGCUGUUUGGUUCCGCCUUCCCCCUGCGUGGACCUGAGUGGAACUGUCGUCUGGUGACGCUGACCCAUGGCCUCGCCAUCGUCAUGACGACGGCAUACGUGGUCUUCAUAGACGGACCCUGGCCCUUCACCCAUGCAGGUACUGCGAACACCCCUCUGCAGACCCUCUCCUUGUCCGUGUGCCUGGGGUACUUCUUCUUCGACCUGGGCUGGUGCGUCUGGUUCCGGUCCGAGGGUCCGCUCAUGAUGGCCCACCACGGCGCCAGUAUCCUGGGCAUCCUGCUGGCGUUGCUGAUGGGCGUGUCCGGCUGCGAGACGUGCGCCGUCAUCUUUGGCAGUGAGCUGACCAAUCCGCUGCUGCAGAGCCGCUGGUUCCUGCGUCAGCUGAGCAUGUACGACGGCCUGCUGGGAGACGCCGUCGACCUGCUGUUCAUUCUGCUGUUCGCCACCGUCCGCGUGGGCGUGGGCACCGCCAUGUUCUACUGUGAACUCACCUCCCCCAGGACGCCAUUGGUCAUGAAACUGGGGGGCGUGGUCAUGUACGUCCUGGCCUGGGUCUUUAUGGUGGACAUCGCCAGGUUCGGAUACAAGAAAAGCAAAGCCAAGUAUAAAAGGUGGAUGGAAAAGCUCCGCCUCCAAGAAAAGGACCACCUCCAGGAAAUGGACUGCCUCCAAGAAAAGGACCGCCUCCAGGAAAUGGACCGCCUCCAAGAAAAGGACCGCCUCUGAGAAAAGGACGGCCUCCGACAAAAGGACCGCCUCCAGGGAAAGGACCGCCUCCA
Molecule: messenger RNA, 1071 nt
Organism: Sphaeramia orbicularis (orbiculate cardinalfish)
Lineage: Eukaryota; Metazoa; Chordata; Actinopteri; Kurtiformes; Apogonidae
Product: transmembrane protein 136-like
Exons: 3
Coding region: 239-1018 (259 amino acids)
Cellular component (GO): membrane
Source: RefSeq, a predicted model, not a curated record